This is a messenger RNA of Iphiclides podalirius (scarce swallowtail), 1059 nucleotides long. The record is from the annotation of a GenBank genome assembly. NCBI's taxonomy places the organism in Eukaryota, Metazoa, Arthropoda, Insecta, Lepidoptera, Papilionidae.
AUGAUCAAAUAUUACAUUGUUUUCUGUCUCUUUGUAUUAUGUAUCGAGUUCUGCUUCACUGAUGUCAUUGAAGAUCCAAGCGUCAAGACGGACGUGUUAAGUGAGAAGCAAAUGGAAGAGUACUCACAAAACGACGUCGUGAAUUUCAUCGAGAUGUUCGAGGAGGUUGCGCUGCGGGCGCGCAAGUCUCUCGAAGAAGAUUUGCUGCCUCUAGAGGAUUCCCUACUACUGUACGACGAAAUGACCGCGAUCGCGCAAGACAUCAUCGAUCUGAACGUAAACCCGAACAACGUCUACAAGUUCUUGUACGCCAAAGGCCUGGACAGGGUCGUUGCGCCGAAUCUGAAAAUAUCCCACGUUCCCCUCCGACGUCAACUGUUGAUACUAACCAAGCAGUUGUUCGACAUCGCGCCCAGCACCGUUAAGAAUCUCAUCCCGGUGGCCAUACUCGACGGCCUUCUAGAAAUAUUCGAGAGCGACGGCAACCUGCCCGUGAAGGCUUACGCUCUAGACGUGCUCAACCUAUGGCUGCCUGGUAGCCCGAGGAUGCAGGCGCGCGUGAUGAAGCUCAAAGGCCUGGAGCCCUUCUACCAUCAGAUCGCUAAAUUGGACGUGGCGGUCGUCCAAACGCUGCUCGAGCUCUUCAACGAGAUCCUGGACGAGCACAUCAGGGCCAGGGUCGAGGGUAGUUUAAAGAAGAAUGGGAACCUCGAGGACUUGGCGCUGUACCAGAGGAUUGGUCUCUUGGAGCGCAUGUCCACGUCUCAAGUGUGCAACGGCCUGCUGAAUGUGUUCGAAACCUCGCUGCCCGUCAUAACGGCGAGUGGUAGAAUUAUGCCGUCGAUGUUCGAACUCAUAACGAAGAUAGAGCCCUUCUGCCUGAAGAGGUACAGGGGAAAAUCCAAACCGAACAAAGUGUUCAACGAGCUGCUACAGAUACUCGAGGAUCCAAAGCGCGAAGUGGAAUUUGGAGAGCGUGGUGUCAACGUAACGCAAAUUCGAAGUGUCCUAGAGAAGUACGUUCGUGAAUUGAACCAAAACAUUGUCAAAGACGAAUUG